Molecule: messenger RNA, 1545 nt
Organism: Aspergillus japonicus CBS 114.51
Lineage: Eukaryota; Fungi; Ascomycota; Eurotiomycetes; Eurotiales; Aspergillaceae
Exons: 2
Coding region: 1-1545 (514 amino acids)
Source: RefSeq, a predicted model, not a curated record
AUGAAGCAGGCAAUUGAACAAGCAGGAUCUAUGUUCACUGGCUGGAUAUCCUCCUGCUCGUUCUGCGUGCACGCCGGGAAUGACGACGAGAGUUAUCAUCAUCAUCAAGAAGCCAUGCAGCGUAGAGGUGCCGAACGGGAGAUGAAGAUAUGCCACACCCAGCAACCGCGUCUCAUUCCCCCGAUGAAGCCUUUCGUCUACGAUGAAGCUCCGACCCCACCACGCCCCCGACCCCGGACGCCAUCCUUUCCCUCAUGGAUGCUCGAAAGCAAGAGCCGGGCCAGCAUCUCUCUGAAGAGGAAAUCGACCGCCGCGCCGCCCAUCCGCAUCAGCGCCCCGUCCGACUUCCGACGAGUGUCGACCUUCCGGCCUGACGCCGAGGUUGCAGUGGCGGAUGGAUUGUUCUCUCCGCUGGAGCUGAGCUUCGAGACCCCAGGCCGCCAGCUGCCCGCCCUGCCUCACUUCGAGGACUUUUCCCUCGAGACCGAUCGUCGUUCCCCGGUCAGCAUCAUCCGGCCUCCGCGAGCUGUAGCCCUAGCCGGCGAGAGAAGUCGUCCGCCUCAGCCGACUCCGCGAGCCCAGCAUCGACCGUCGUCCUCAUUCCAGCUGCCCCGCAAGCCUGUGGGCUCUGGAUCACGUCGUUCGUCGCUCGCAGCGCAUGAGUACCUUGGUGUUGGGGAGACACAAGCCGCCGCCACCACCACCACCAGCAACAACAGCAGAAGCAGUCCCUUCAUCCCUCACUUCUCGAGUCGCAGUUCAUCUGCUAUUGCUAUCGUACCAAGCACAAACACAGACAACCAAGCUCCGCCCCGACAAUCCAUCAACGCAGCAGCAGCAGCAACAAGAACAACAACAUUCAAAGCCCCCAGAACACCACCCCACCCGACCAACCUGCAGGACAGGCCGCUACCAUGCAUCCCCACCCCAGAAGAAGACGGCGAAACCUCCGCAUCAUCGCGAAGCACAGCCUCCUCCACCCAUCCCCCCAGAACCCCCACCGACGACCGCGAACGAACCCCCUCCCGCUCCGGCCGCGUCACACAAUGGCUAUUCCACGCCACCAGCAGCAGCAACAGCAACAGCAGCAGCCCAACCACGAAAAACCAGUCCCCGGCCCCCUCCCCUCCCGCCUGGCUGAAACAGGAGAACCCUCCCCAGAAAGGGGGUAGCAGUCCCUUCCGCAUCCGCUCGCGCACCCUCAGCGGAUCGACGCUCGCCUCCUCGAUCACGAAUCUAACCGGAGGGGUGGGAGGAGGCUUCAAGGGCAGCAGCGUCAGCAGCAGCACAGCAACAUGCCCGGCUCCUCCUCCUGCUGCUGCAAAGGGAAUCCCCAACAAAGAGCUAGGCAGUCCGUUCAUCCCGCGGGUGGCGGAAGACCGCAGCGUGUACCCCACUAUCUUCGAGAGCGAAUAUCAUCACCACCCGCAGCAGCAGCGACACUCCCACCCCUCCCACCACCAAGAUCAAGAAGAGUACGAAGACCUGCGCCAAUCCCAGUAUUACGAGAACUACCGACACUCGGCCGUUGGACUUGCCUUCUGA